AUGCUUCGAGCAGCCUCGUCGCUGUUUGGCUCAGAGCCUCUGCGCAGAAAAGCGGGAGGUAACGCGAGAGAAGAAGGACCUUCACCGUCUCCCCCGAGAGGGUCUGCAAGCGCCCAGGCGAUGUCGUCUUCGCUCUGCAUCUCCGUGAGCCUUCCAGCCUCCUCCUCCUCACAGCUGCGCUCUCCGCCACCGUCGACUUCGUCACCAAGCGUCCUUUUCCCUUCAGCAGUCUGCAGGCACUCGUGCGACACAGGCGACGCGUUUCGCCCCUGA
This is a messenger RNA of Toxoplasma gondii ME49, 273 nucleotides long. RefSeq lists its product as hypothetical. The record is from RefSeq and is a predicted model, not a curated record. The coding region runs from base 1 to 273 and encodes 90 amino acids. NCBI's taxonomy places the organism in Eukaryota, Apicomplexa, Conoidasida, Eucoccidiorida, Sarcocystidae. The transcript has 2 exons.